Molecule: messenger RNA, 450 nt
Organism: Penicillium crustosum
Lineage: Eukaryota; Fungi; Ascomycota; Eurotiomycetes; Eurotiales; Aspergillaceae
Product: 60S ribosomal protein uL15
Exons: 3
Coding region: 1-450 (149 amino acids)
Biological process (GO): translation
Cellular component (GO): cytosolic large ribosomal subunit; ribosome
Molecular function (GO): structural constituent of ribosome
Source: RefSeq, a predicted model, not a curated record
AUGCCUACCCGUUUCUCGAACACCCGGAAGCACCGCGGCCAUGUGUCUGCCGGUUACGGUCGUGUCGGCAAGCACCGCAAGUCCCCCGGUGGUCGCGGUAUGGCCGGUGGUCAGCACCACCACCGUACCAACAUCGACAAGUUCCACCCUGGUUACUUCGGUAAGGUUGGUAUGCGUUACUUCCACAAGACCAACCAGCAGUUCUGGAAGCCCACUAUCAACGUCGAUAAGCUCUGGUCCCUCGUCCCCGCUGAGCAGCGUGACGCCUACCUGAGCGGCCAGAAGACCGAUGUCGCCCCCGUCAUCGACCUCCUGCCCCUCGGCUACUCCAAGGUUCUUGGAAAGGGCCGUCUCCCCCAGAUCCCCGUCGUCGUCCGUGCCCGCUACGUCAGCCGUGACGCCGAGGAGAAGAUCAAGGCCGUCGGUGGUGUUGUUGAGCUCGUCGCAUAA